AUCGUAAACUUCCCUCCAAAGAAAACUUAUCCCUUUUUUGGAUUGACCACAAACGAUGUCUCUGGAGUAUGCUUUCUCCAUGAGUUUCUGCUCCUUCUCCAAAGCAAUCACCUUUAAGAGAGAAGCCUUAUCCUUUCACAGAAUCAUCACCUGUGGAGCAAAGGCAAUUACAGGAGAUGGUGAAGUUGAACCCCAGAAAAAGAUAAGCUCUGAUCUCAAGAGGGUUUACUACAAGAAUGAGGAAAUUGAGACCCAAGUUAAGUAUUCUACUCACAAUGGUAGCAGAGUAAUAGCAAGAAGACUAUCUAUUAUGGAUAGAAGCAAGGCCAUAGCAAAGCUGGAAUCAUUAGGAAAAGAAGUGAGAAACGCAGGCUAUGCUCCAGAGACGAAGACUAUAUAUGUUCUUCAUGACAUCGAUGAAGAAGCUAAAGAGAAAGCAUUGAUGAAUCACAGCAAACGGUUAGCUAUUGCUUUUGGGCUUAUAAACACGAGUCCUCCUGGGACGACGUUUAGAGUGAUGAAGAAUUUUAGGAUAUGUGGAGGUUGCCACAACUUCAUGAAGAUAUUAUCCAGCAUUGAAGAUAGAAAUACUAGAGAAUAUCUCAUUGUAAGAGAUAACAAGAGGUUUCAUCAUUUUAGAGUUGUUACUUGUUCUUGCCGGGAUUAUUGGUAGAAACGUUUGGCAUGAAAAGA
Brassica rapa (field mustard) is the source of this 693-nucleotide messenger RNA. RefSeq names its product pentatricopeptide repeat-containing protein DWY1, chloroplastic-like. Gene Ontology annotation, molecular function: zinc ion binding. The record is from RefSeq and is a predicted model, not a curated record. NCBI's taxonomy places the organism in Eukaryota, Viridiplantae, Streptophyta, Magnoliopsida, Brassicales, Brassicaceae.